This is a messenger RNA of Andrographis paniculata, 2150 nucleotides long. RefSeq lists its product as uncharacterized. The coding region runs from base 730 to 2022 and encodes 430 amino acids. NCBI's taxonomy places the organism in Eukaryota, Viridiplantae, Streptophyta, Magnoliopsida, Lamiales, Acanthaceae. Gene Ontology annotation, biological process: transport. The record is from RefSeq and is a predicted model, not a curated record. The transcript is spliced from 8 exons. Gene Ontology annotation, molecular function: transporter activity.
UUGUGAGUCGAGUUUGUGUGCAAAUGAAUAGAAAUUUAUAGAUAUAGGUGGAGAAUCAAUCCCCAGGAAACCCGUGGCAGCGAAAUUAGGAGCAGAGUGACCAAGACAUUUAAAAUUGAUGAAAAAAUGUGAUGCUGUUUGUGUUCUUGCAAGACUGCAAGAAGGGGCAGAAGGGGCUUUCCAAAUCUACAGUUAAUUUUCGAUCGAGUAUUACACACGUACGCAGACCACACAACUGACAACUAUGGAGCGAGUAAUAUAAAUAAAUAAAUAAAUAAAUAAGCCCUUCCAAGAUUCGGUGGGACUGACUGAGGAUGAUGACGAUGAUGAUGAUGGUGCAGUAAGACCCAAGAAACGUCAAUAAAUCAACGACAGCCAAGGGGGGAAACUAUCACUGCAACAAGCCGCCAUUGUUGUUCCCUCACAAUUCCGACGACUCCAUUUUUGCGGCGCCAUCGCCUAACGCGCGUAAUUCUUCCAAUUCUCUAACGGAUCUGUCCGAAUUGCCAUUUCCAAGUUGCUUUCCGGUUGCGAGAAACAGCCGGGCGGGCCUUUGCCCCCGACACACUCCGCAAUAAGGAUCGAAGCUUUCUUUGAUUGCUGUGGAAUUACGUUUGCCCUGCUCGUUGCGGGGUUAGGGUUUUGAUUAGGAAUUCAGGGGGUAAUUGACGGAGAUCCUUAUUUUAGCAUUUGAGGUUUCAGAACAGUGGCUUUCAGUCUGGGCGGAUAAUGGGGUCUAUUUAUUACACGCUGAUAGCAUUGCCUUGCACAAUUGCGGCUAUAACGUUGGCGAUUCUCCACAUUUACAAGCAUCUACUGAAUUACACCGAGCCGACGUAUCAAAGAUACAUUGUCCGAAUUAUCUUUAUGGUUCCUGUUUAUGCAUUGAUGUCAUUCUUAUCCCUGGUCCAUCAUGAAAGUACAAUUUACUUCAAUUCAGUCAGAGAAAUUUAUGAAGCUUGGGUAAUCUAUAAUUUCUUGUCGUUGUGCUUGGCAUGGGUGGGUGGUCCGGGAGCUGUUGUUGUAAGCCUGUCUGGCAAGGUUCUGAAGCCAAAUUGGUGCUUAAUGACUUGUUGCUUCCCUCCACUUCCAUUGGACGGACGGUUUAUUCGAAGGUGCAAACAAGGUUGUUUGCAAUUCGUGUUCUUGAAGCCCGCCCUAGUGAUAAUCACUCUCAUUCUCUACGAAAAAGGGAAAUACGAAGAUGGGAAUUUCAACCCGAUGCAGUCAUAUCUCUACCUGACCAUUAUCUACACAAUCUCAUAUUCCGUCGCACUUUAUGCGCUCGUCUUGUUUUACAUGGCUUGCAGAGAUUUGCUCCAUCCGUAUAAUCCUGUUCCGAAGUUCAUCAUCAUAAAAUCCGUAGUAUUUCUUACAUACUGGCAGGGAGUUCUAGUUUUCCUCGCAGCAAAGUCGGGAUUCAUAAAAGACACGCGCGAAGCUGCGGAAUUUCAAAACUUCAUCAUCUGUGUCGAGAUGCUCGCCGCAGCCGUCGGACAUCUCUAUGCUUUUCCGUACGGAGAAUACGCCGGGGCGAAUAUAGGCGCCAAGAUUUCCUUUAUCUCAAGCCUCGCGCACGCGCUAAAAUUAAACGACCUUUACCACGACACCGUACACCAGUUUGCUCCAACCUACCACGACUACGUGCUGUACAAUCCCAGCGAGGGCGACGACGGAGCAAGAAAGUACCGGUCCCGCACAUUUGUUCCGACGGGUGCAGAAAUGGACUCGGCGAGACGGAGCAACAGCAUGUUCGGCGACAAGCUGGAAGAUAUAGAGUUGUCUAGCAUGUCGUCAUCUUCCGGCGGCAGCAGCCCUCCAUGCGGAGGCGGCGGUGGUGCAAUUGACGACGAUUUAAUUCGAUCCAAGGCUUCGAGCCCGUCGCCGCUGAUCGACGUGGCGCCAGAAACGGCGGCGGUGUCUCCUCCUUUAGACGGCUCUCUGAUAGACAUCAACAUGGCUAAUUAUCCAGAAGAAGUGCCUGCAGCAGAAGUAGAUGGUAAUGAAACUGGGAUAAGGUAAUAAUAGCACAGCAUAUCCAUCCAUGUCUGUAUGUAAGUUUCUUCCCUUUCUGGACGUUCGAUUUUUUUUUUGGCGCUGUACAUAAAAUUGGAGAGAACUCACUGCAAUUCAAUUUAAUUUAAUUCAAG